CAAUAUAGGGCAGCACUGGCUGUGACUUUCAGGCUUCGGCUGCCGACCCCCGACCAUGCCAGCAGACCUCAGCGGCACCUGGAACCUUCUCAGCAGCGACAACUUCGAGGGCUACAUGCUGGCCCUGGGUAUUGACUUUGCAACUCGUAAGGUCGCCAAGUUGCUGAAGCCACAGAAGGUGAUUGAACAAAAUGGGGAUUCCUUUACCAUCCACACGCACAGCAGCCUAAGGAACUAUCUCGUUAAGUUCAAAGUUGGAGAAGAAUUUGAGGAAGAUAACAAAGGCCUGGAUAACAGAAGAUGCACAAGCUUGGUCACCUGGGAGAAUGACAGACUCACUUGUGUACAGAAAGGGGAGAAGAAGAACAGAGGUUGGAGCCACUGGAUUGAAGGGGGCCAGCUCCACCUGGAAAUGUUCUGUGAAGGCCAGGUGUGCAAACAAACUUUCCAGAGAGCCUGAUCCGGAUCCAGCGACAGAGCCCUCUGGAGGCUACCGUUCAGUGCUGAAUUGCCUUGCAGAAGGAAGGGGUGUUAUCUGCCUUGCUUAGACGAAGGGCCUUGUGAUUGGAAAGAUGUCACCCAGCCUGGACUAGAAGCUGUGUGACUACAGGACAACUUCAGCUGCAAUAAACCUGUCCAAGC
Messenger RNA from Peromyscus maniculatus bairdii (prairie deer mouse), 642 nucleotides. RefSeq names its product retinol binding protein 7 (gene Rbp7). The record is from RefSeq and is a predicted model, not a curated record. Lineage: Eukaryota; Metazoa; Chordata; Mammalia; Rodentia; Cricetidae. Gene Ontology annotation, molecular function: lipid binding.